AACUCGGUGACACAUUCCACUAUUCUAGCCCACCUGUCAGUUUGAUAAAGGCUGGUUAAGGAAGCAUAACAUCAGUAAACUCUCACAGGACAUUCAGACAAGUGUUUAGCGUUUACUUAGUGAGACCUUUGGGCAAUCCGUCUCAGCCUCCGGUUAUUGACUGCCAUAACAGGUGUAACAGGAUCUUUACCACCUGACUCAUCCUUGUUCUGCAGGAAUAACCUGAAGGUGCGCGCGCGCAGUAACACCUGAGCUCUGCUCACGGCGCGUGCACACUCACCUGGCUUGUGGCACAUACUCUGCUUCUGCUGCAGAAAACCUCCCCACCUGCUUCACACUUCCCUCUGUUCCUGUUAGCACUUGUGACCUGUGAGGCGACAGAGCAGGCACUGGGACUUCCUCCUUUGGCAUGGCACAAUGGCUCAUACGGUCCUAGUGUUGACAGUUUUGUGCCUUCAGAUUUUUGUUACCUUCCAGUCUCUUGUUAGGGAACCCUCGCCUGCUUUGGACCAAAGAACAAGAACCUUUACCAAAAGACAAGUGAGAAGUGCAUCAGUGAAGCCUGCUAGGUACAGUCGAGAUGUCAGCAACCACCGGGAUGUGCCUUUGUGCAUUACAAGUGUGACUGUCACAUCCGAGGAAUAUGCCAAACUACAGAGCAACACUCACUACUUUGCAUUUACAACAGAUGAUGGGACAUCAAUAACACUGGCAUGGAUUGGAGAUGGAACAGGGAUUAUUCUUGCUCUGACCAUGUAUAGUAUACCAUUCAGCAUCUGGAACUUUGGAAGCAGUUCUCGACUGUACAGAAGUGAAGACUAUGGAAAGACAUUUAUUGAGAUUUCAAGCACAAUACGCAAUUCAUUCAUACGCAAAGAUUUGGGAAUUAUGGCAGGUCCUGGAAAUUCUAAAAGGGUGAUUCUAGCUGCUGAUAUAUCAGAGGGCACAGAAAAAGGAGGGAAAAUAUACACAUCUGUGGAUGCUGCUGAAGAUUUCACUGCUAUCGAUCUUCCCUUUCACCUUGGUAUGAAAAUAAUCUUUCAUCCAACAAACGAAAACUAUCUUCUUACUAAAAGCAUUGAUAGUAGCUUGUGGGUGUCUCAGGACUUUGGGAUGAACUGGAAAAGAAUACAUGAGUCGGUCUAUACUGUAUCAUGGGGUCCGGGUAAUGUCAUCUUUUUUGCAACACACCCUAAUGGUACAGUGGAUAUAAAUGGAAGAGGAGAGCUACAUCUGAAAAGGACUGAGGACUUUGGAAAAACAUUUCACAUUGUUUUGUACAAUGUGUAUAACUUUGGCCACAGUGAACAUUUCCUUUUUGCAUCUGUAGUUACAGACCGGGGUCAUCCAAGAAAAGUGUUUGUCUCUACAGAUGAAGGGGACACUUGGGGUGAAGCACAACUACCUCCUGUGACCCAUGACCAGUUUUAUUCAGUGCUGGCAUCAGAUGAGGAGAUGAUUUUUAUGCACGUGGAUGAACCUGGAGAUAAUGGAUUUGGUACUAUGUAUACAUCUGGUGACACUGGGGUACUGUACUCAAAAUCUUUAGAGAACCACUGGUUUGACGACAAAAGAGGAGUCAGUGACUUUACAAAUAUUACAUCACUCAGAGGCGUCUACAUUACAAAUAUACUCACCAAAGAUGGGAGCAUUCAGUCAGUUAUAACGUAUGAUGCAGGUGGAAAAUGGAGUUCACUAAAUCCACCUUCUGGCAGUUCAUGUAAUACAGAUGAGUGCAACCUUCAUAUUUAUGGAGAGUACAGCAUGCUUCAGUUCCCAAAUGUCCCAAUGCCUCCUUUAACAGACGUUAAUGCUGUUGGUAUAAUAAUUGCACAUGGUUAUGUCGGAAACGCCAUAGCAAAUGUGAAUCCAGACGUGUAUGUCUCAGAUGAUGGAGGCUAUACAUGGAUAAAAUCCCUAGAAGGGCCUCAUCAUUAUGCAAUUUUGGACUCUGGUGGAUUAAUCGUAGCAGUGGAGGCCAGCAGUGAUAAAACUGUGCAUACACUCAAGUUUUCAACAGAUGAAGGGCAGUGCUGGACAGUGUAUCCAUUUGCAAAUACGUCAUUUAUGUUUUCGGGGCUGGCAUCUGAGCCUGGAACAAAGUCGAUGAAUGUCAGCAUCUGGGGGUACACAGUAGCAGAAGACAGCAGUACCACAUGGGUUACGUACACAGUUGACUUUAAGGAAUUACUUACAAAGGAAUGUGACGAUAGUGAUUAUGUUACCUGGCUGGCACAUUCUACUAACACUGAAAGGGACACAGACGGCUGCAUUCUUGGGUACAAAGAAAAUUUUCAAAGGCUUAAGAAAUCUUCUGUUUGUAUAAAUGGAAGAGACUAUGUUAUUGAUAAAGUGGGACAGGCCUGCAAGUGUACCAAAAGUGAUUACUUGUGUGAUUUUGGAUAUUAUCGACAAGAAAACAGCACUGACUGUGUAAGAGAACCUGAUUUAAAAGCUGAUGACAUUGAAUUCUGUCUGCAGGGAAAUGAGGAAACGUUGAAAACUGAUGGGUAUCGAAAGAUUCCUGGUGACAAAUGUGAAGAAGGAUUUGUACCAUCUCGUAAAGAGUACUUUAAAGCACUAUGCAAAUCCACAGCUUCAGAUAAAAGUUAUGACUCUGCAACUACUGCAAUGAUCAUUAUUUGUACCCUUUUGAUGACAGUCAUUAUGAUUCUAGGAUUCGUUAUGAUUCUGAGAAAAUACAUAUGUGGAAACAGGACUUUUGUGUACCGUUAUUCUGCGCUCCAACAAAAUGCAGAUGAUCGUUGUAUUACGGAUGGCCUGGAUAAUGUUUCAGCUGAGCCUAGAGGACCGUAUCAUGAUGAUUCUGAUGAAGAUCUAAUUGAAUAAUAUUGAAAUGCGAAGACUGAAUCAUUUGUAGCAAGUGGACAUCUGCGAUCAUCACUGGAUAUGAGACAGAAGAUCAAAAAUUUAUACAUUUGUAAUUUCUGGCUAGAAGAUUUCUAUAGUAUCACUCUCUUAACUAUAUUUUUAAAGGUCUACAAAUCUUUAAUAUUUAAAGUCUUGGAGAAUUAUGGGGAGUGAUUUAACUCCAUGUAAAACUUGAUAGUCAUAACAUUUAAUGCUGUGUAGAUGGAAGAAGCCCAACACAACCUACUUUAUGAUGGCUGAGAAUAAUGUAAGAUGUCUCUGUUAUUUUGUGUUGUAAGUUAUAUAUAUUUUUUACAUCAGUAUAAGACUGGUCCAGUGCCAUUAAGAAAGGCUACAAUCCCAGUUAUAAAACUCUACUUUCACUAUAUCUGAUUUGUAGCAGAUUGCUUUGUACAGAUCAUGACUUGCCCAACAUACUAUAGUAGCAAAAAAACAGAGACACUAAGAGCAGAAGACAACCACCAGGAUUGUAAAGCUUGCUCAUUUCUGCAAUAUUGCCAGGCUUGCAAUCCCCAUAUUAGAAAUUAGCUUCUGAUGAAAUCUUUGCUGCAGAUCAACAACAGAUUCUAUGCGUGUUUGAGUGCGUUCUUUUUCAUCUUCCUUCACGUGUGAAUUUUUUCAUAACACUUGUGCAACAUGUUAAUACACCUUUCAGAAUAGUUGUAACUGCAGUAAUUCUUCAGAAAUCAUGCCAUAUUCUAUUUACAGGUAAUGUAGGCAUUGCUAAGGAUGCUAGACUUUGCAAUCUGCUCUUUAUCCUUGAUGUACCUUCUUUAAGUGUAAUUGAUAUGUCAGUUACUGUUAGGUCAAAGCACUCCUCUGGGUUAUAAUAAUAAUAUCAAAAAUCCUUAAAAGCACCCAAUGCUGGCAGUAUUUCUUUGGGAAAGAGAAUAAGUGACGUUCUACCCUUACUUUCUCAGACUGUUGCACUCUAUUCGGCAAAAAUAAUUUAUUCUUUAACAAAAUACAAAGUGGUUGCAAUAUCUCCUGCUGGUGGCACAACUGUGAAAGAUUUGUGAUAUAUUAUGUAAUAUACCAUUAUUUGCACUAUGCCAAUUCAGGAGGCGACACACCACAUUUUAGAUAUUUGCUUUUAUUAAUCUUAAGAGGCACUUACUUGUCAUUUUUUAGUCUAACUGCCUGGACCAGCCAUUUCACUGAUGUUAGGUUUUGGUUUUAAGCUGUGCUGAUCUGCAUUUCUAUUUAAAGUUACAAACUUUCAGGCAGAAUUGGUUGUUUCUUUUAGGGGAAGCAAUAUGGCUAAUCUUAUAAAUAUAGAUUUUUAAGUGGUGUUGAUAUCCUUCUAAAUGAUUAGAGUUGCUGAAAUGUUUUAUGUAUAAAUGAUAAAGUGCCUUUAUUGAAAUGUGUGUUACAAAGACCGUGUCACCAUUUUAACAUUUUAAUAAAAAUGUAAAAAAGUAUACAUUUACAAAGUAGUACUGUGACAGUAAAGUUCCAAAGAAAUUGGUAGAUUAUUUUUGUCAUAAUUGUUAAGGUGAUGCUUUUAACUUGAAAUUUCAUGAACUUACUGUGUUCACAGUAGAAAUGAGUAACUGUCCAUUGUGUUCCCAGCAUAUUCACUUCAGAGAGAUAUCCUUCUUUGGCUUUACAUAUUACUGAGGUCGGAAUCCUUUACUCUGUUGCAUUUUGUAAAGUAUGAAAAAAUGAAGCACUUGUGAACAGAGCACAAAUUAAAGUACAUAUAACACAUACUGUAGGUAAAAAUAUUAUCUUAUUUUAUUUACAAGUGAAGAAACUACAUUUAUUUACAGAAAGUUCUAACUAAUUUAUGCAUUGCAACAGCAAGGUUUAAAUCUUGAAACGGUGGUACAACUAGAUGCACUUUUAUAUAAUAAAAUGUAUUUCUUAAAAUA
Protopterus annectens (West African lungfish) is the source of this 4766-nucleotide messenger RNA. RefSeq names its product sortilin-like. NCBI's taxonomy places the organism in Eukaryota, Metazoa, Chordata, Ceratodontiformes, Protopteridae. Gene Ontology annotation, biological process: vesicle organization; endocytosis; Golgi to endosome transport. The record is from RefSeq and is a predicted model, not a curated record. Gene Ontology annotation, cellular component: membrane; Golgi apparatus. The transcript has 21 exons. Gene Ontology annotation, molecular function: protein binding. Bases 418 to 2850 code for a protein of 810 amino acids.